AUGGCUGAUCUGGACGCGGAGUUGCUUGCGCUUGCCGGCGGAGAUGAAUCUUCUGCUGAUGAAAGAUCACCUUCGCCAAAACCAAAAUCUCCAUCUCCACAGCCACAUCAUCUACAACGCAGAAGUAGCUCGCCAGCAGAUAUGGGUAGAAAAGGUACAGCAAAGGUCAUCAAGAAGCCCAGAAAACGGCGCGCCGACUCAGACGAUGAUGGAGAGGUUUCAUCGGCAUCAUCCCGCCACUCUCUACACUCUGCCUCAAUGUCCGAAUCCCAUUCAGAGGGCGGCACUCCGGCCAUCGCAGAUGACAAGGCUAUGUUUCCAUACGAAAAGCUCUACCACAGCGCCAGAGAUAAAUCCGAGAUUGAUGCAUUGCCUGAGAUCAAGCGCGAGGAAAUACUUGCAGAUCGUGCCUCACAGCUCGAGCGUCAUCAACAAGAUCUAGCACUACGCCGUCUGCUAGCAUCACGAGAGAAGGAAGAGGCUAAAGCAAAUGAGAAGAAGAAACGCAAAGCUGGCACAGCAGACCUGGAGGAGAGUCAAAGAAAGAGCUCCAGGCAGCGGACUACCCUUGGUGGCCGAAAAGCUGGAGAGCGGAACGACGCAAUCGAAGCGUACAAGAAGCAACGAGCCGAGAAAGGCUUGCGAGAUGAACAGCGUCGGCGCGAUGCGGCAGCUAGGAAGGAUCGUCAUGGCAAAGGCUCACCAGAGAACGGCUACAGCGACGCUGAUGCCGAAGGAGAGAGCGAGGUCGAAUGGAACGACAAAAAGUACAAGGAUAGAACUCCUUCUCCCGUCAAGGAUGACCCCAUUGCCGAGCUUGCAGACAUACAAAGAGCCAAAGUUGGCAGAGAUAACUUCGCCCAAGUUUGCUAUAAUCCUGGCUUCGAGGAGGCUAUCACGGACUGCUAUGCACGAAUCUGUAUAGGUCCAUCUGAGCGAAAUCCUGGAACGAACGAAUAUCGUCUAGCGCGCAUUAAGGGUUUCACAACUGGCAGACCAUACGCAAUCACAGCACCAAAUGGGCGGCUUAUACCCGUCGAGACAUACGUCAUUGCAGCUCAUGGAAAAGCAGAGAAACCAUGGACAUUCCUCGAGUGCUCUAUGUCCCGCUUUACAGAGGACGAAUGGCGUCGGUACCGCAUCACCAUGGCAAACGAAGACCUCAAACUCCCCAACAAAAGUUUCAUCAACAAAAAGCUCGACCAAAUUAACAAGCUCAUCAACCAUCGAUUCACAGACGCCGAAAUCACAGAGAAGAUUGGUCGUCAGCAGGCCCUCGUUGCGAAAAUCAACCGUGAAGAAGAACGACAACCGAUCGAGGAACGCAGACAAACAGCACUAGCCGCCGGAGACGAUGAAGCAGCUCAGCGAUAUGAAGAAGAGCUGCGUGAUAUUGUUCCAAUGAAACUCGCACUUGGCACCACUCUCGUCAAACAAGAAGCCACAUACGUCAAUAAAGAGCAAGAGCGUCUUGCAGAGCUGAAUCGUCGAAAUCAACGGAUCAACUCGGAGAACGUGCGCAAAGCCCAGCUCGCCGAGAUGCGCACCAAGAAGAAGAACCUCAAUCCUAAUCCCAAAGUCAAAGGCAUAGAAGAACUCUUUGAAGGAGGAAGCGAUUUGAGUAGGUCCGGCACACCAGUCAACGGUGUCAGCACGCCUCCACUCAAACGUGCUGGCACACCACUGAAUGACCCGGUUACGAAUGGCACAGCAAGCCCAGCGAAUGGCGGAACACCCAAGGGGCACAUCAAUACAUUUAAGCCAGUUUCGAAGGACAAAAAGGGUCUGCCUGUGAUCAAGAAGGCGCUUCUGGAAGAGGAGAUGAUGAAGCAGACGGUUAUGGACCUCGGUAUUGACAUUGAGAUCUGA
Endocarpon pusillum Z07020 is the source of this 1869-nucleotide messenger RNA. RefSeq lists its product as uncharacterized. The transcript has 2 exons. Lineage: Eukaryota; Fungi; Ascomycota; Eurotiomycetes; Verrucariales; Verrucariaceae. The record is from RefSeq and is a predicted model, not a curated record. Bases 1 to 1869 code for a protein of 622 amino acids. Gene Ontology annotation, cellular component: Cdc73/Paf1 complex. Gene Ontology annotation, molecular function: DNA binding; RNA polymerase II C-terminal domain phosphoserine binding.